AGAGAGAGAGAGAGAGAGAGAGAAUAGCGAAGAGUGUUAUCCAGCUCCAUAGGAUAGAUAUGGCGGCCGGGAGUGCCAGUGCCACCGCGUCCCUGUCCCUCUCCGUCGCGGCGGCUGCUCUGCGCAUCAGGCAGCCAUGCGCUCGCGCUCCCACUUGGGCGGCCCCCACCCAGAGGCAGCAACGGCCCCUCCUCAAGCUCAAGCCUUGCGCCUCACUGGCCGCGGCGGCCCCUCCUCUGUGGCGAGCAGAGUCGGAUGCCGCGGGCGGUGGGCCCGGCGCCGGUGACGUCAUGGGCCUCCUCCUCCGGGAGCGCAUCGUCUUCCUCGGCAACGAGAUCGAGGACUUCCUCGCCGAUGCCGUCGUCAGCCAGCUGCUCCUCCUUGACGCCAUCGACCCAGACUCUGACAUCCGCCUCUUCGUCAACUCCCCAGGGGGAUCCCUAAGUGCGACAAUGGCCAUCUAUGAUGUAAUGCAGCUUGUGAGGGCGGAUGUCUCCACUAUUGGACUGGGCAUAGCUGGAUCCACGGCUUCUAUAAUCCUUGGUGGUGGCACAAAGGGCAAGCGAUUCGCCAUGCCCAACACCAGGAUUAUGAUCCAUCAGCCCAUGGGAGGCGCAAGUGGGCAGGCCUUAGAUGUAGAGGUCCAAGCCAAGGAGAUAUUGACUAACAAGAGGAAUGUCAUUCGGCUCAUAUCAGGCUUCACAGGGCGCACUCUGGAGCAGGUAGAGAAAGACAUUGACAGAGACCAUUACAUGGGUCCUCUUGAGGCUGUUGAUUAUGGACUCAUCGACGGGGUGAUCGAUGGAGACAGCAUCAUCCCACUUGAGCCUGUCCCAGAGAGGGUGAAGCCUAAAUACAACUACGAAGAACUGUACAAGGAUCCACAGAAGUUUCUUACACCAGAUGUUCCAGAUGAUGAGAUAUACUAGUCUAUGGGCUGUAUUUUGUGCGAAUCUGAAAGUCUGCUAAACAAACAGUUGCUUUUGAUGUCCUGUAGCUGUUGCCAAACAAAGAUGAUGUAAAAUCCUAGCACUAGCUGUAGCUUAUUGAUCUGGCUUGCUGCCCAUAUUACUCUGACUAUAUUUUGAUUUUGAGCAGGCAGUUAUGCCUGUUGGUUGC
Phragmites australis (common reed) is the source of this 1119-nucleotide messenger RNA. Its product is annotated as ATP-dependent Clp protease proteolytic subunit 4, chloroplastic. Bases 60 to 929 code for a protein of 289 amino acids. Gene Ontology annotation, molecular function: ATP-dependent peptidase activity; serine-type endopeptidase activity; ATPase binding. Gene Ontology annotation, cellular component: endopeptidase Clp complex. The record is from RefSeq and is a predicted model, not a curated record. Gene Ontology annotation, biological process: protein quality control for misfolded or incompletely synthesized proteins. Lineage: Eukaryota; Viridiplantae; Streptophyta; Magnoliopsida; Poales; Poaceae. The transcript is spliced from 2 exons.